AUGGCGAGAAUCACACCAGGCGAGCAAGGCGUCAUCAAAGUCAAAGCCCUAGACGAGGAAGGAAAGAGACUCUUCGACGACCUAUGCGAGGCCUCUCGAAGAGGUGAUUUAGAAGCCGUCGAUACGCUGGUAACGAACUACAACGUCGACGUAAACCAAGUCGACGAAUUCGAUUACUCACCCCUCAUCCUCGCCUCGUUGUGCGGACACGUCACGAUUGUCACUUACCUCCUCGAGCACGGCGCCCGCUGCGACCGGGAUACAUUCCAAGGCGAACGGUGUAUCUACGGCGCACUAACCGACGAGAUUCGAGGGAUAUUGCUGAAGUAUGACUUGAGUAAGGCUGUUGAUACGAGUCAGCCGUUCGCGUCGCAUAUAACGAGGGAGUUGUUGGGGAAGGGGGUGGGGAGCGAUGUGGUGUUUAGGGCUGUGGGUGGAGACGGGAACGUGGAUUUUGAGUUACACAAGUUCAUCCUCGCUGCCCGAUCACCAUACUUCAAACGGAACCUACAAACCCGCUGGAGAGGCAAAAAGCUCAUCAAACUCGCACCAAUCGUGCAUCCACUCACCUUCGAAGCCGUCAUCAAAGUCCUCUACAUCGGCGAACUCCUCUCCCUCCCCCCCGAACUUAGCGAAAACCUCAGAGUGGUGACAAAGAGUCUCGAGAUGGAGGAGGUGGGGGAGAUGUUGAUGAGUGGGCGGGAGAAGAAGAAUUUGAAUGAUUUGAGGAAGGAGUUGGUGAGGAAGGCGCAAGGGGAUAUGGGUGCGUGGGUCCGUGACCAAGUCAUCGGGAAAGUGCGAAAAGUCGACAAAGAAGAAGAUAUCGACAACGUUGUCGCACGGAUACGGGAGGAGGAGGUUUUUGCGGAUGUGGUACUACGCGGCGGGGGUGUCUUGUUGUACCCAGCACAAAAAGCAAUGCUCUCCCGCUCCGAAUAUUACCAACUAAUGUUCUCCGGCCCCUUCUCCGAAUCCCACUCCCCCACCCUCCCCACAGUCCUCCUAGACGUCAACCCCCGCCUCACACCCCUCAUCCUCGAAUUCAUCUACACAGACCGCGUGGCACACAUCCCACCCCCUCACGCCCUCGACCUGGUCUUCGCAGCCGAUAUGUUACUCCUCGAUCGUUUGAAGAGUUUAGCCGCAAUCGAGAUAACCAAAACGCCCCCGGAGGACCCGCCGGAGGGGGUGUCGAUGUAUGAUGUCUUACGCGCAGCAUGGUCAACCCGAACUGAACGCCUCGAACACCACGCCGCGUCACAUUUCGCUGCACAUCUCGAAACAUACCUAACAUCCCCUCUCUUCGCCUCCAUCGUCUCCGAGUCCGCAUCACGGAUCUCCUCGCGUCAGGAGACCGAUACGAUUGAGUUGAUUGAUGAUAUUAGGUAUUAUUUGGGGUUGAGGUAUGGGAUUUUGAAUGAGUUGGUGGAUGAGAGGGGGAGGGUGCAGGGGGAUGGGCCGGGAGGUGGGGUUGCGUUGGGUUGGGGGGUUGGGGAGACGGAGUGGGAGAGGGAGUAUAAUGAGAGGGUUUUGGCGAUUGAGGAGUUGUUGGAGGGGUUGGGGUUGGAGGCGUAG
Molecule: messenger RNA, 1575 nt
Organism: Saitoella complicata NRRL Y-17804
Lineage: Eukaryota; Fungi; Ascomycota; Saitoellomycetes; Saitoellales; Saitoellaceae
Exons: 2
Coding region: 1-1575 (524 amino acids)
Cellular component (GO): cytoplasm; ubiquitin ligase complex
Molecular function (GO): protein binding
Source: RefSeq, a predicted model, not a curated record